Molecule: messenger RNA, 1560 nt
Organism: Nyctereutes procyonoides (raccoon dog)
Lineage: Eukaryota; Metazoa; Chordata; Mammalia; Carnivora; Canidae
Gene: ERICH5
Product: glutamate rich 5
Source: RefSeq, a predicted model, not a curated record
UUCUCAACCACAGAAGAAAGUGAGUCCUGCUUUGCUCAGCCCAAACCAUGUACAAUGGGAAAAGAAUCUACUCUUUAUGGCAAGGUACAAAAGGAAAGUCCUCCCCGACUUGAGAAGCUCAAGAUUUCAGCAGUGUCUACAGCUAAUGGUAUUAAAUCACUCCGUGAACAGCCCUUGGCAAACAAUGCUGCAGAUCUACCAGAAGAUACUCAGCUUCUAGAAGGACCCAAGGAGUCUGGGCCACCUCAGCCAGGUGGCACAGAUGAUACUCCAGAAACAGGAAAAAAGAAGAAAGACAUGGGAACAGUGACAGAGGCUCAGCCUUUAUUUUUUUUUUUAUUUUUUAUUUUUUUGAGGCUCAGCCUUAAAGGAAAUACUGAGACUGAAUCUGUAGAAACAGGCACCAAGUACCAGCCUUUGAGGAUCACAGGAGAGCAGGACUCUCCUGGAGCAGUGGAAGGUACUGAGAAUCCACAAACUGCCAGAGAGAUGAAAUCUCCAGGAACAGCUGAGAAAAUCUCUCCUCUGGAAGCAGCUAAAGAACCACAACCUCAAGAAGCAAUGGGAAAGGGUAAACAGACCCAAUGCCCAGAAACAUUUCCCAAGGAGAAUGAAUCUUCAGAAGUAUUGGAAGGAAGUCAAUUUGUGGAAGCAGCUGAAGAGUGGCAACUUCAAGAAACAUUGGGAAAAGAUGAGCUGUCCCAGCCUCUAGAAACAAGUCCCAAAGAGAGUGAGUCUCCAGAAAUAUUAGAAGGAAGCCAGUUUGUAGAAACAGGUGAAGAGCAGCAACAUGAAGAAACAUUGGGAAAAGAUGAGCAGUCCCAACUUCUAGAAACAAUUCCCAAAGAGAAUGAAACACCAGAAAUAUGAAGAAGUCCAUUUGUAGAAACGGCUAUAAACAAUGAUUUGCCCCAUAAAACUCUUGAAGGUCCAGGAAACAUGGAGAAGAUUCAACCUGAAGGAAUAAGAGUUGGAAGCAUGGAGCAUCCAGUGGGAAUUCUAGAAACAGGAGUAAAUAUGGACACAGUCAGGAAAACUCAUACUAAUGAAGAGGACCAACACAUCGAAGGUGAGACAGGAGAAAAGGUUGAAACAGAGACAGAGAAUGAGAAAGGAGGUGAAGGGGCUGGAACAAAAGAAGAAGAAACAGGUGAAGCUGUGGAUCUUUCAGCAGCCACAUAAAUUGGUGUGGUAGUACAAGAUAACGGACACAGUGUAUUAUAACAGAAAAAUGUAGUGAAGUGUGAGGGUUACAGAUCUUAUCUUUCAAUCUUAUGUAUUUUAUACAAAGUGUGGUUAUCAUGUUCCUGAUUACAUUGUUCCAUAAAACUGCUAAGCUAUAAAUAGUUUUCUUAGGCACUCAGAAUAGCCAUACAUUCAGGACUACAAUAGUCACAGCCAAUGACAAGUAGGGUGUACAAUCACUGGAGUAUGAGGGUGUUUUCUUCACUGUGGCAAUAGGUCUAUUCAGUUUAGAAAAUGAGACCCUAAAAAGAAGUUAGAGACCUUAGGUAUAGGUGGCUGGAGAAAGGAGUUAACACAUUUUAGGGAACUCAUGAU